Cryptococcus amylolentus CBS 6039 is the source of this 1128-nucleotide messenger RNA. RefSeq lists its product as hypothetical. Gene Ontology annotation, molecular function: protein binding. NCBI's taxonomy places the organism in Eukaryota, Fungi, Basidiomycota, Tremellomycetes, Tremellales, Cryptococcaceae. The coding region runs from base 1 to 1128 and encodes 375 amino acids. The record is from RefSeq and is a predicted model, not a curated record. The transcript is spliced from 6 exons.
AUGUCUGAUCCAGCUCCUACCAGCAACCCGGUAGCUGCCGAUAUCGCCCAAGAUGUCACCCCGACCGACACUGAACCCUCCACCAAAUCCACCAAGCCUCGAGCCAGGCUAGGCCCCAUGGAAAUCGUCCAGCUUCCAGCCUCAGACUCGGAGCCUGAAGACGACGAUGAGGACGGGGACAAGGAGGACGAUGGCGAGGGCGGAGACCCAGACUUUCUAAAGUCCUAUCCUGAAGACACCGAGGAACUGCAUCUGCUCCACCUCCGUCUCAAAACACCUACUCUCAUACCUUUGAACUUUCCCAGAUUCAGGAAGCACCUCACAAGGUUGUGUUUGAGACAGAACGAGCUCACUUCGCCUCUCCCGUCAGAGGCCUUUGAGGGCCUAACUGAGCUGGAAGAGAUUGAUUUCUAUGAUAACCGUCUUGGCCCUGUGGUCCACGAUGACGAGCUCAAGGGAGCACCCAACGUCACUUCCGUCGAUUUCAGUUUCAACAAUCUCCGUCACGCGCCCAAACUCGUCUCUCUCAAGAAGGUCGACACCUUGUACCUUAUCCAGAACAAGAUCUCGCGCGUCGAGGAAGGCGAGCUCGACUGGUGUGCUGAUACUCUGAAGAGUCUCGAGCUGGGCGGAAACAGGAUCAGGGCGAUUGAGAAUCUAGAAAAACUUGUGCAUCUGGAGGAGCUUUGGUUGGGAAAGAACAAGAUUCGUUCUCUUGAUAAUCUGUCAACUUUCUCCAACCUCAAAAUCUUGUCUAUACAAUCCAACCGAAUCACCAAGCUCGAAAAUCUUGAAGCCCUUGUCAACCUUGAAGAGCUGUAUCUCUCCCACAACGGUCUGACCAAGAUUGAGGGUCUCGAACACAACACCAAAUUGACCACUCUCGACGUUGGCAACAAUGCCAUUGAAGAGAUUGAGAAUAUCUCUCAUCUUCAAGACCUCGAGGAGUUCUGGGCGAGUAACAACAAGAUUGCCAACCUUCAUGCCCUGAAUACCCAACUCCGUCCCCUGAAGAACCUCGCCACCGUUUAUCUCGAAGGAAACCCUUGUCAAAGCAACGACCAAGGUGGUUAUAGACGCAAGAUCAUGUUGGCGUUGCCUCAAAUCAAGCAAAUCGAUGCUACGUGA